Molecule: messenger RNA, 2315 nt
Organism: Rhopilema esculentum
Lineage: Eukaryota; Metazoa; Cnidaria; Scyphozoa; Rhizostomeae; Rhizostomatidae
Product: 60 kDa heat shock protein, mitochondrial
Biological process (GO): protein refolding
Molecular function (GO): ATP binding; ATP-dependent protein folding chaperone
Source: RefSeq, a predicted model, not a curated record
ACACUUCCAGAAUAUUCUCUUACAAAACCUUACAAAAUCCGAAGGCCACGUGCAAGCUUCGUUAGCCAAGUCCAACGUCCUGUAGUGACAGAAGGGCACCUAGUUUCCAACAGUGUGAAUUAGAAAUAUUCUAGACAAAUAUCAAAAUGUAUCGAUUGCAAUCACUUGCUCGUCCACUUGCAAGAAGUACAAGAUCUUUGGUACCAAGGUUAGGAGCUGGUUUCAGCACAUCAAGUAAAUAUGAAUCUCCAAAAGAAAUAAAAUUUGGUGCUGAUGCCAAAUCCUUAAUGUUGCAAGGUGUUGAUUUGAUGGCAGAUGCAGUUGGAGUAACUCUUGGUCCCAAGGGAAGAAACGUGAUUAUUGAACAAAGCUUUGGUGGUCCAAAAAUUACAAAAGAUGGAGUGACAGUGGCAAAGGCAAUUGAAUUGAAAGAUAAAUACAUGAAUAUUGGAGCAAGGUUAGUUCAAGAUGUUGCAAAUAAUACAAAUGAAGAGGCUGGCGAUGGAACAACAACUGCAACUGUCCUUGCAAGAGCGAUAGCCAGGGAAGGUUUUGAAUAUGUUUCAAAAGGAGCUAACCCUCAAGAAAUUCGAAAAGGUGUCAUGUUAGCUGUCGAAGUUUGUGUGGAUGCAUUGAAAAAAAUGUCAAGGGCUGUCACCACACCUGAGGAAAUUUGCCAGGUUGGCACAAUUUCUGCAAAUGGUGACGCCAAAAUUGGGGAACUUAUCUCCUCUGCAAUGAAAAAAGUUGGGAAAAAUGGAGUAAUCACUGUGAAGGAUGGUAAGACCUUACAUGAUGAGCUAGAAAUCAUUGAAGGAAUGAAGUUUGACCGAGGAUACAUAUCCCCAUAUUUCAUCAACUCUGCCAAAGGUCAAAAAGUUGAAUUCCAAGAUGCCUUACUGCUGUUGUCCCAGAAGAAAAUAUCAGCAAUUCAAGACAUUGUCCCUGCUCUUGAGCUUGCAAACGAGAAGAGAAAACCACUUGUUAUUGUUGCUGAAGAUGUUGAUGGCGAAGCAUUGAGCACCUUGGUUUUGAAUCGGCUGAAGAUUGGUUUGCAAGUUGUUGCUGUCAAAGCACCAGGAUUUGGGGACAAUCGCAAGAAUACACUUGCAGAUAUGGCAAUCUCUACAGGUGCAACUGUGUUUGGAGAUGAAGCAAUGGACACAAAAAUUAGUGAGGUCAGGCAUGAAAAUCUUGGUGAAGUUGGGGAAGUUGUUGUGACAAAAGACGACACAUUAUUCUUGAAAGGAAAAGGUGAUGCAUCCGAGGUUCAGGCAAGAUGUGACCAACUUAAGGAAGAAAUCGAAAGUACAAAUUCUGAAUAUGAAAAAGAAAAACUUAAUGAAAGGCUAGCAAAGUUGUCUGAUGGUGUUGCUAUUAUUAAGGUCGGAGGCUCAAGUGAAGUAGAAGUUAAUGAAAAGAAGGACCGAGUAACAGAUGCAUUGAACGCAACACGUGCUGCUGUUGAGGAAGGCAUUGUGCCUGGAGGCGGCACCGCUCUAUUAAGAUGUAUCGAACAUUUAGAAAAGAUUGAAGCAAGCAACUCAGAUCAAGCCGCUGGUAUCGAUAUUAUUAGGCGGGCACUGAAGAAGCCAUGCAGCACCAUAGCAAUGAAUGCCGGAGUUGAACCAGCUGUAGUUGUAGAAAAGGUUAUCUCUUCUAAUUUCGAGAUGGGGUACGACGCAUUGAACGGCAAAUACGUCGACAUGAUCAAGACUGGUAUCAUCGACCCAACCAAAGUUGUCAGGAUCGCACUCACUGAUGCUGCGGGUGUUGCUUCACUACUUACCACUGCAGAUGCAGUUAUCAUAGACCUACCCAAGGAAGACCCACCAAUGCCAAUGGGUGGCAUGGGCGGAAUGGGUGGAAUGGGUGGAAUGGGUGGUAUGGGACUUUAGACCACUCGCUGGCCAUAGAUAAGAAUGCUGGGGGGUUCAGGCUUCGUGAUAUCACUUAACUUUACAAAUCUCUUCACCAUCUUGAAAGAUUUGAGCUAGAUAUUGAACUGUUAUAGUGUCAAAGCGACUGCCUUCUUAAUGUAGCCUUGAAUUAAUCAAUAUUUUGUUGUAAUCUAAUUAUUCCCGGCUUAUAAUAUCGCUGCUGAAGAGGUUUCUUAGAUUUAGUGUGUCUUGCAAUGGUUUCGUUCUUGCGAUGCCUGUUUUGUGAUAGCCACUAGCCCACACUCCCUGAGGCAUUAAUAUGGAUGAAUUAACGAACUCGUUUUACGUUGGACUUGAAAACGCCCAAAGAAAGAUUAGCACUGUAGCUGACCUAGAUGUGUUUUUUAUUGAAUUAAGAUGAAAUGUGUGUUUGGA